Messenger RNA from Protomyces lactucae-debilis, 1560 nucleotides. RefSeq names its product putative adipose-regulatory protein-domain-containing protein. The transcript has a single exon. NCBI's taxonomy places the organism in Eukaryota, Fungi, Ascomycota, Taphrinomycetes, Taphrinales, Protomycetaceae. The record is from RefSeq and is a predicted model, not a curated record. Gene Ontology annotation, cellular component: endoplasmic reticulum membrane. Gene Ontology annotation, biological process: lipid droplet organization; lipid storage. The coding region runs from base 117 to 1259 and encodes 380 amino acids.
GACGUCACCAGCAAGAGUCCAAGUCGCGCUACACUCAACACAGACACACAGUUCCAGCUUCCAGUGUCUUCUCACUGUGCUGCAGAGCCGAGGAGCCUGCAAUCCUUGCGUCAGAGAUGCGUACAACCAAGCUACAAGUCGAGCAACAGGAGUCGCCCGACAACACCACCACCCAAACUAUUCGCAUCAAUCAAGUCGGUCGCGGCGUCUUAAACAUCUCUCUCUUUGCUAGUACCGCCGUCGCGCUCUUAUUCGUCUCUUGUAUUGCAUUUCUCGUCUUCUACUUUCAAACGGUGCCGACGCAAGGUGUUGUUGAGGAGGUCUACCUACAAUACCAUCAGGGCAGCCACCCCUUUGCAUCGGUGGAUCUUGAUUUCUCAUCAGGCAAUGGUCUUGUGACGGGUCAAGCGUAUGAUGUGAGCAUUGAGCUGAUUGUGCCCACCUCCCAAGUCAACAAGGAUCUCGGCAACUUUAUGGUGGAUUUAUCCCUGGUGGAAGCAGGAUCAGAGCAGUCCGUUACUGCAUCAAGACCUGCAAUCCUGCGCUAUGCAUCGCCGUUUGUAAGUCGCCUACAAACAGUUGCUGGCGCAGGUCCUGUUGUCCUUGGCAUCAAAAAGGAGACAGAAGUCUUGCAUGUCCCGCUACUCGAGGCCUUUAGCUUUGAAUCCACCUGGCUCGCGAAUGCAGCAACAGCAGAGAUUCAAAUCCAAGCAACACGACCCUUACAAGUGUAUCGCUGUCGCUUACACUUUACGAGCAAGUUGACUGGCCUUGUUUGGUUCUUGCGACGCUUCAGGGUCUUGUCGUUUAUUGUCUUCACCAUGCUAUUCUAUAUAUCUGCACUUGCCUUCACACUGGGAACAUGGACUGUCCUCGCUUUCAUAUCUGGGAAUGGCAAUGCUGCUAGCCAAGACAAGGGCAAACGAUCUUGGGAUCAAGGGAAAGGUGCGCCAGGAUCCCUAGCAUCUUCCAUGGACUCGUCACGCGCAACAACGCCAGAACCAGAGGAAGUGGUAGAUUACACGGCUGGUUUCCCACGCGGCUUACCAGCAUCUGUUAUUGCGCAGUCUGAGCGAAGUGCAACGACUGCAUCGACGGGAGGAUUCUUUAAAUUUGAGGAAGGGACACGAGGCUCUUCUGGGCGUGCUCGUCGGCGAAGUAAAGGUAAAAAAGUUGCGCGUAGUGUCGAGAGUACUGCACCGACAUCGGUGGGUAGUGUGCGUGUGAAGGAGGAGAGUCUGUCUGAUGGAUCUGGCUGACUGCAUCUCAAGACAGCAAAUGGUGAUGAAGACAGUGUAUGAUAUGGAUUAAACAAGAAUUUUAUGUGCUUGCCUCCUUUGGCUCUGGCUCAGCAGCCGGUGCUGAGAGUUGCCAGGCGGGGAUGCCACCACUCCCAGCUGCACCACCUGAUGUGAAGCGCGAGAGGGAGUCUGGCAAGGGACGUGAUGUGGCUGCCUGUGUUGCUGUAGCAUUGGCAGCACCGUCGAGUGCAGGCGACUUUGCUGCAGUCUUGGCCAACGCCGGUGAACUUGCUGCUGUUGUUGCUGCUGCUGCUGGAGG